GUAUUGUCUUGAUUUCCUUCAGGGAAUGUAUUUAAUGGAGGUAAUAAGUAUGAUUAGCAGGUAUAACAUUUGCUACAGUAUGUUCAUCAACUCAAUUUAGCGUGCUAGCAUGCUAACGUUUGCUUAUUAACUACAGCUGAGGCUGCUGGGAAUAUCAUUCGUUUUGCAUUUGUUUGUUCAUAAAGCAUCUUUGAUUUGAUUACUUUUAUCCAGACAUGAAUACAAUUUGAUUUGCAAUCUAUUGGAAGGGGAUCACGAGUCAGUAUAUGCAUCCUCUGAGGACCAUGAUUGUCUGUACAACAUUGAUUGGCAAUUCAUUUAUAAGUUGUUAAGAUAUUUGAGUCUGGACCAAAGUGGGGUAAGCUGCCAUUACCAAAUCACUAUUGAGGCUGAAAAUGAGACCAAGCUUUAGAAAUUCCCUUCAUAAUUAUCAAACAAAACUUAAACUUAAAAAAGGGAUGUCUCUUUGAAAUAAAAAUAUUUACAAUGAGAAGAAUUAGCCUGGAAUAUUUUCUUCUGAAUCAUAACUGGUGUUUUCCUGCCCCCAGAGUCUGAGAGUCCCUGGUGAGCCGCCAUGGUGUGCAACCGCCUGCUGCUCUCCGUCUACAUCGUCACCUUCCUGAUGGGGGUCCCCGCCAACAUCCUGGCCUUCUUCACCUUCUGCAAAAAGGUGCGCCGCAAGCCCGCCCCCAUCGACAUCCUCCUGCUGAACCUCACCAUCUCAGACCUCAUCUUCCUGGCGUUCCUGCCCUUUAAAAUUAAAGAGGCCUUUGACGGCAUGGUGUGGCUGCUGCCCUACCCCCUCUGCCCCCUCACUGGCUUCUUGUUCUACGUCACCAUCUACAACAGCACCCUGCUCCUCACCGCUGUGAGUGUGGAGCGAUACCUGGGGGUGGCGUUCCCCCUCAGGUACUCCCUGUGUCGCAGACCUCGCUACGCCGUGUACGCCAGCCUGGUGUUCUGGGUGGUGACCUCUCUGAACCUCAGCAUCGUCUACAUCAUACCCUACGCCCAGUGGAGCAGCGGGGCAGAGCGUGACCAGGACGAAGGCAGCACCGCCGGUAAGAACGCCCCGCCUCCACAUACCUGCUACCUGAACUUCACCGGGGAGGAGCUGAAGAUCCUGCUGCCGGUUCGCCUGGAGCUCUUCUUCGUCCUCUUCUGCGUCCCCUUCUUCAUCUGCUGCUUCUGCUACGCCAACUUCAUCCACAUCCUGUCCAAGCUUCCCAACAUCAGCAGGCGGAAGAGGCUGCGGGCCAUCGGUUUGGCGCUCGGCACGCUGAUAGUGUUCGUGGUGUGUUUCGGGCCCUACAACGCCUCCCACGUGGUGGGGUUCGUCCGCCAGGAGAGCGAGGAGUGGAGGAACGUGGCGCUGCUCGCCAGCACCUUCAACGCCUGCCUGGAUCCCUUCAUCUUCUACUUCUCCUCAGCGGCCGUCAGAAGCAUGUUGAACCACUGCGUCAGGAACAUCAUGGCCAAGCUGCACAUCCUGAGGUGUGGAGGCCCCCCUCACCCUCCUCACCCCCCUCACCCCUCUAAAUGA
Trematomus bernacchii (emerald rockcod) is the source of this 1543-nucleotide messenger RNA. RefSeq names its product free fatty acid receptor 3-like. NCBI's taxonomy places the organism in Eukaryota, Metazoa, Chordata, Actinopteri, Perciformes, Nototheniidae. Gene Ontology annotation, cellular component: plasma membrane. The coding region runs from base 575 to 1543 and encodes 322 amino acids. Gene Ontology annotation, molecular function: G protein-coupled receptor activity. The transcript has a single exon. Gene Ontology annotation, biological process: cellular response to fatty acid; G protein-coupled receptor signaling pathway. The record is from RefSeq and is a predicted model, not a curated record.